CCUCCACAGAACACACGCACUCAUACACACACAGUGCAGCCCAUUAAAAUUGAGCUAAAAAAGCUUCCAAAUUCACUAGCAAAAUCUCGUUUUACUGGUUUUUGUAUAUUUUUUUUUUCCCAAAAACUACGAAGAGGAAGCGAAGUAUUUCAGCAAUGGCUUUCUCCGUUAGCUCCGCCGUCCACAGCUCGUCUGUAUCCUCUCCGUUCGAGCAGCAAAUCAGAGGUGCUCAAUUGGGGUUGUUUCAGCCGUUGGAUCGGCCCCAUUUCCAACCGAAGGCGGCGAACUUGUGCCGGCGGCGUUGCGCCGUGGCUCCGCUGCACGCGGCGGAGCAGAAGCGGAGCGAUUCGAUUGUACCGUCCGCUGCUACCUUGUUCGCUCCAGAGGUAGUUGAGAAAGUGGAAACAGAGGAUUAUGUAAAAUUGGCAGAUGAGCUUGAAAAUGCUUCCCCUCUUGAGAUAAUGGAUAAGGCCCUCGAGAUGUUUGGGAACGAUAUUGCAAUUGCCUUUAGUGGAGCAGAAGAUGUAGCUUUAAUCGAGUACGCGCACCUAACCGGACGCCCCUUUAGAGUCUUCAGCCUCGACACAGGCCGCCUAAACCCCGAAACCUACAAACUCUUCGACUCAGUCGAGAAGCACUACAACAUCCGAAUCGAGUACACUUUUCCGGAAUCUUCCGAAGUCGAGUCCCUCGUUCGCAGCAAGGGCCUUUUCUCCUUCUAUUUGGACGGCCACCAAGAGUGCUGCAGCGUGCGUAAGGUCCGCCCACUGAGACGGGCCCUCCGUGGCCUCCGGGCUUGGAUUACGGGCCAGCGCAAAGACCAGUCCCCGGGCACCCGUUCCCAAAUACCCACCGUUCAAUUGGACCCGGCCUUCGUGGGCCUCGAUGGCGGGCCCGGAAGCCUCGUCAAGUGGAACCCACUUGCAAACGUGAGUGGAAACGACGUCUGGAAUUUUUUACGUGCCAUGAACGUGCCCGUCAAUUCCUUACACGCGAAGGGGUACGUCUCGAUCGGUUGCGAGCCUUGCACGAGGCCUGUUUUGCCAGGUCAGCACGAGCGGGAGGGUAGGUGGUGGUGGGAGGAUGCUAAGGCCAAGGAGUGUGGGCUCCACAAGGGCAACAUCAAGGAAGAAGAAAAGAGUUUGAAUUUGAAAAGUGGGCCCCACGCGAACGGGCCUGAUCUUUUUAAGAGCAAGAAUGUGGUUAGUUUGGGCCGGCCCGGAAUGGAGAAUCUUUUGAGAAUGGAGAAUAGGAGGGAGGCUUGGGUGGUUGUGAUGUACGCGCCGUGGUGCGGGUUUUGCCGGGCGAUGGAAGGGUCGUAUGAUGAGGUGGCGGGGAGAUUGGUGGGGUCGGGAGUUAGGGUGGGGAAGUUUCGGGCGGAUGGGGAGGAGGAGAAAGGGUUUGCGAAAGGGAAGCUCGGGCUCGGGAGUUUCCCAACGAUUGUUUUCUUUCCCAAGCACACGUCGAGGCCCGUUAAGUAUUCGUCGGAGAAGAGGGAUGUCGACUCGUUGAUGGCGUUUGUGAAGGCUCUUUUGUGAGAGAGUCGGAGAUUUGAAGAGAUUGUAAUUUUGUGUUGUUUGGGAAUUGGGAUUGGGAUAGGGUUUUGGGUCGUAUGAGCUCAAGCCUUUAAUAAGUCGAGCCAAACUUGUCUCUUUAGAUAAAAGAGACAGAAGUCGAGUUCGAGUUCGACUCGUUUAUUACUAUUAACGAGUCGGUUUUCGAGAUUUUCACGAGUUGAACUAUAAAAAAAUUAUAUAAAAUUCUCUUUUUGGGUGGGUGUUAACGAGCUUUAUCGAGUCGAUCUCGAAACCAAACGGGCUUUAAAUGAGCUCGACUUAUUAUAUCAUUUUUUAGUAAAGUUAUUUUUGAGUAAAGUUUUGGCUUUUGAACUUGACUCAAUAUCUCGAUUUGUACAAACAUAUAACAAAAAUGCCAACAUGUGGCAACGAUCACAAUGAAAAAUUAGGACGGUACUAUAUGUUUAGAAAACAUGAUAUCAAGACAAUUAAACGAUUAGUA
This is a messenger RNA of Striga asiatica, 2019 nucleotides long. Lineage: Eukaryota; Viridiplantae; Streptophyta; Magnoliopsida; Lamiales; Orobanchaceae. The record is from the annotation of a GenBank genome assembly.